AUGAAGGAACCGAAGUAUAGUUCUUAUUGCAAGGUCGACAAAUCCCUCCUUGUUGGAGGAAAAGUAGAUACAAUACUAAAACGAAUCUCCUCAGAUGCCGAUAUUGAUGGUGAUAAUGAUAUGUUGGUAGGACAACAAGCAAACUUCACCGAACUGCCUAGUCUUGAUAUGUUUAGUGAUUUCCAGAGUGUCUUAUCACACCACCAAUGUAUGAUUAAUACUAACAGAGAUGAAGUUUGUUUUACUGAUGCUGUACCUUAUAUAAGAACAUCAGCACAUCCUAUGGAAGAUAUAACAUCUAUAGUACUCUGGCACAAAGAAAAUGCUGUGUCUGUACAGAUUGACAUUUAUGAGGUUCCAGAGAUUAAACCAAUUGUUAAUCGUAAAUAUCCUAAUGAAUUGUAUUAUGACACCAUGGAAAUUAACCUAGGAAGCGACACAAAACGUAAUACUGAUUCGCUUAAGAUUAUUUGGUAA
Racocetra persica is the source of this 477-nucleotide messenger RNA. NCBI's taxonomy places the organism in Eukaryota, Fungi, Glomeromycota, Glomeromycetes, Diversisporales, Gigasporaceae. The record is from the annotation of a GenBank genome assembly.